AUGAACAAGCUAACCCUCAUUUUACUUGCCCUCUUUGCACUUAUCGUUAUUGUGAGCGGUCAAGAUCAACUUAAUCAAGCUGACUUAGAAUUCCGUGAUCUUGAAGCUGAAGAAUCUGAUUCACACAGAGACCUCGCCGGUAAGAAAGCCAGCAAGAGAGACCUAAAAAGAGUCAAGAGAGACCUUAGAAAAACCAAGAGAGAUCUCACUGAAAAUGUCCAGAGAGAUUUAAAAAGAGCAGCAAAGAGAGCUCUUGAAGUAAGAGAUUUGAUUCUUUGA
Messenger RNA from Stylonychia lemnae, 279 nucleotides. The record is from the annotation of a GenBank genome assembly. Lineage: Eukaryota; Ciliophora; Spirotrichea; Sporadotrichida; Oxytrichidae.